AUGGCAUUAACAGAAGCAGCAGAUCUAAUAGCUGCAAUGGUUCAAGAGGUCUUCUCUCUGUCAGUUUCCUCUGGCAUCAAAGACCAUGGCAUUAACAAAGACAGAUCUAAUAGCUGCAAUGGUUCAAGAAGGUCUUCUCUCUGUCAGUUUCCUCUGGCAUCUAAGACCAUGGCAUUAACAGAAGCAGCAGAUCUAAUAGCUGCAAUGGUUCAAGAUGUCUUCUCUCUGUCAGUUUCCUCUGGCAUCAAAGACCAUGGCAUUAACAGAAGCAGCAGAUCUAAUAGCUGCAUGGUUUCUCUCUGUCAGUUUCCUCUGGCAUCAAAGACCAUGGCAUUAACAGAAGCAGCAGAUCUAAUAGCUGCAAUGGUUCAAGAGGUCUUCUCUCUGUCAGUUUCCUCUGGCAUCAAAGACCAUGGCAUUAACAGAAGCAGAGGAUCUAAUAGCUGCAAUGGUUCAAGAGGUCUUCUCUCUGUCAGUUUCCUCUGGCAUCAAAGACCAUGGCAUUAA
Acanthosepion pharaonis is the source of this 507-nucleotide messenger RNA. NCBI's taxonomy places the organism in Eukaryota, Metazoa, Mollusca, Cephalopoda, Sepiida, Sepiidae. The record is from the annotation of a GenBank genome assembly.